This is a messenger RNA of Pantherophis guttatus, 2215 nucleotides long. It is a transcript of the gene FAM78A, whose product is annotated as family with sequence similarity 78 member A. Lineage: Eukaryota; Metazoa; Chordata; Lepidosauria; Squamata; Colubridae. The record is from RefSeq and is a predicted model, not a curated record.
CCCCUCCGCGGGGGAGGGGGGGCGGAGAACGUGGCGGCCGGCGAUUGUGAGGUGCCUUGCGCGGUCACCAAAGGCGCGAUUGAUGCGCAAGCGAGUGGCGGAGCUGGGGAUACACUACUAGGGCGCCCAAGCAGCCGACGGUGGGGAGACAGCGCAGGAGCCUCAGACCCGGUUUUGAGCGGCGGGGGAGGGUUAAAAAAAAAGAGAAAGAGACAGAAAGGGGGUGAAACCCCAAAAAAUCACAUCCAAUCCAAUCCAGAACCCGCCAGAGGAGGAGGAGGAGGAGGAGGAGGAGAGAGAGAGAAGGGGUCCAAAACACAACACGGAAAAACAAACCAAAACACAAAAACCCAACAUCCAACCCACGAGAGAAAAGUUGAAAUCAAACUUUUUCCGCCUGGCUUUCCAGCACCCCGACUUCGCUUUUGGAGAGGAGACCGCGUGGGAGAUUGAGGGAGGGUAACCCAGGACUGUUAACAGCAAACACACAAAUUGUGAUCCACCUUGAAAACUGGUGAAGAUUGUAUUGACAGAUUUGGAGAGUCAAAACUGGACUUUGGAUCAUUAAAACUCCUGGGAAGUUAUGAAUGAAUCUCCAUCAGGAAGCGAAAAUUUGAAGCCGUCACCGAGAAACUAGAACCUAGAGAUGAAAGAGAAGCAUUUAUUCUUCGCCUUCAUCUUGUUUUAAAAGAUUAAAAACCAGAAGAGAAAGAAGAAGAAGAAAAAAAAAACCCCAAAGAAAUAUAUCAAAGCAAAUAUAAGGCCAGUUGAUUGUAACUCACCGAUCAGGGAAUCGAAGACAGCUGGUUAACGGUCUUUACACACACAUACACACAAAUCAAGCAAAAGUGGAUUUUUGGACUCCCAUCUUCUCGCUUUGGAGCAAAAGGCGUGGAUUUGGCUCCGUGGCACGGAGAAACUUACCCCCUAGGGCAAAAAAAAAAAAGAAUUUUGAUUUAUUCAGCCUGCCAGAAACUGGUUCAGGCCUUCUAAUGAGAAUGCGUCUUCUAUCCUAUGGAUAUCAGUUUUGAAUUGACCGAUGAAGAAGAUUGUUGGUGCCUUCUGGCGAUCGUGCUGGUACUUUGGGCCAUGGGCUGUAUCCAAAGCAUCAGCUGCAAGGCGAAAGGCUUUCGGGAGAGCAUCACCGUCUUGGAGAUCAAGACGUCCAUUGACCCCGUCCCCACCAACAUCGACGAGUCAUCCAGCGUGGUGUUGAGAUACCGCACCCCGCAUUUCCGCGCUUCGGCGCAAGUCCUGUUGCCUCCGGUGCCCAAAAAGGAGACCUGGAUUGUAGGCUGGAUACAGGCUUGCAGUCACAUGGAGUUUUACAACUAUUAUGGUGACCAUGGCAUGUCAAGUUGGGAACUUCCCGAUCUCCUCGAGGGCAAGAUCCAAGCCAUCAGCGACUCAGACGGCGUCAACUACCCCUGGUACGGGAACACCACCGAGACCUGCACCAUCGUAGGUCCCACCAAGAAAGAAGCCAAGUUCACCAUCAGCAUGAAUGACAAUUUCUACCCCAGCGUCACCUGGGCGGUCCCAGUGAGCGACAGCAACGUGCCCAAGCUGACUUGCAUCCACCGGGAUCAGAGCUUCACCACGUGGCUGGUGGCCACCAACACUACCACCAACGAGAUGGUCAUCCUGCAGACUAUCAAGUGGCGGAUGAAACUGGGCAUCGACGUGGAGCCCAGCCAUCCUCUCGGGCGCCGGGCCAAGCUGAGGGAACCUUCUGCUCAGGAGCAGCCCCAAAUCCUCAGCAAGAACGAGCCAAUACCACCCAGUGCCCUAGUCAAACCCAACGCCAACGAUGCCCAGGUCCUCAUGUGGAGGCCCAAUGACGGGCGCCCCCUAGUGGUGAUACCCCCAAAGCAUCGGUAAUCGGAACCCCCCUGUGGCAAGGGGGGGACAGAGGAACGGAGAGGGGUAAAACAAAAAAAAAACACUUCGUAUUUAUGAGAGAGAGAAAAAAUCAGCAAAAACAGAGGUGCACUUUUAAACUCAUUUAUCAGAAAAAACAGACAAAAUGCAGCCAUUCUGCCUUGUCCCAUCAGAACGGAUCUCACUGUGCUUGCCAAGGUCAACUUUGAGGACUGCCUUCAAGAUUUCUAGCCUGGGGGUGUGUGUGAGGGGAGGAGAAGGGGUGAGUGGGCUAUCUGAUUCCCUGAUGCCCUGCUCUUACUUCCAGGUUUUUAAAAAUUCGCUUUUUCCUCCC